AUGACCAACUCGCUGUUGACCACCCUCUACUCUAUCCGCAACCGUUUCGACUCCACGAAGAGGGAUUGUGUGAAGAUCUUAACCACCGGUGACAUCAAGGAUCGUGACACGAAAACGACCACCGCGGCAGCUUGGGAUGUUGAGACGCAGAGAAGAGCCGUACAGAAACGAGUUGCUGGCGCCAUUACGGAUGUAGAGAAUGUACUGAAGUUGACGGCGGAAUUACAGACUCAGGCUCGCACCUAUCUCAGCUGUCCAGUCUGUGCAAAGACAAUGGAUUCUCCUUGCAUAAUUCAAGCUUGCAAACACGCCGUGUGUCAGGACUGCGCUCGCAAGGCCAUGGAUAUUUCGGCUUCACGUAUUCUCACGGGCUUGGAUGGAAUGCUCAACGCUUUAGUUGGCGUGCUUGGUCUUGAUGAGUCCACCUGA
Molecule: messenger RNA, 429 nt
Organism: Peniophora sp. CBMAI 1063
Lineage: Eukaryota; Fungi; Basidiomycota; Agaricomycetes; Russulales; Peniophoraceae
Source: the annotation of a GenBank genome assembly